Messenger RNA from Aedes albopictus (Asian tiger mosquito), 5222 nucleotides. RefSeq names its product homeotic protein ultrabithorax. Bases 1762 to 2736 code for a protein of 324 amino acids. Gene Ontology annotation, cellular component: nucleus. The record is from RefSeq and is a predicted model, not a curated record. Gene Ontology annotation, biological process: negative regulation of transcription by RNA polymerase II; anterior/posterior pattern specification. NCBI's taxonomy places the organism in Eukaryota, Metazoa, Arthropoda, Insecta, Diptera, Culicidae. The transcript is spliced from 3 exons. Gene Ontology annotation, molecular function: RNA polymerase II cis-regulatory region sequence-specific DNA binding; DNA-binding transcription factor activity, RNA polymerase II-specific.
GAUCGCCAGCGAGAAAGGACAUGCUAUGCAACAUCCAACGUCGUAGAGCCUAAUAAAAAUGAGUUAUUUCUCGGCAGCUCGAAAAGCCCUCGUGGAAUGGAAGCACGACAGUCAGUGUGACUGCACAGUGGUAUGCGUUGGCCCUCUGCACGUGUGUGGUGUAGGGUCUUCUUGAGGAAAGGAUAGAAGAGGUGCCACAAGGAAAGAUGAGAUCACACACAGUAGGCUAUUGAUGAGGACGAUGAUGGCACACCAUAAAACCAUAAAAAAGGAGAGUAGCGAAAACCGAAGCGAACCGAGUGAGAGGGCGCAUAUGCAACAUGCUGUGAACGUGAAUGGGAACGGGAACAUCGCCGACCAGACCUAAUGAUCGACGUCGAGAGCUAUGUGUGCAGCCUUAUCCAAAUCCACACACGCUCCUGGGGUGGCGGAGCGAGCGAGAAACGAGAUCACGUGGAAUGAAACAACGCUAUUGCGCAAGCUACAAUACACAAGAAGAGAUUAUAUUUUAUUUUAAUGUAUUUUAUAUGCUCAUAAUAAUGAUGUAUUUUGUCGGAUUUUAUGUGAGCGUAAAUGUGCAAUCGAAUGUGUGUGCGAGCCGCGGAUUCGAGCAGCUCUCAUGUGGAGUCGUUCGCUCUCUGGCGCUCUGCGAUGGCCAAGCAAGCAUGUGCGUUUCGCGGCCAACCAGCAGGCCAUUCGAGUUGUUCGUGGGAUUCGAGUACCUCCCAGCCACCCAACCACCCCUUCGAUGGAUUCUGGCAGAUUCGGCCGCUCGGGCAUCAGCAUGCAUGCAAUGUUUUUCGUCGUCUGUGUUGUGGCUCACUCACUCACUCAUUCGCUCGCUCGCAACCGCACACGGGAAUCUGUUUUGUUGGCUUGGCGCUCCUGCACCUAAUCUCUGCCAGCGGAGAAUCGGUUCGAGUUCGAGUUCGAGCGGUACACACUUUGGGUCUGCUCCGCGCUUUUGGCCUGCGAGAAGCGAGAUAUUGAUAGUUUCGGCAUUGUCGUAUCAAAAUAAAGUGAACAUUCGUUUGAAGGCAACCGUUUAGACAAGGCGCGUUUUAUUUUUAUUGUUAUUAAUAUUAUUAUUGCGCUCCUCUCGAAUAUAGACCAAUAACAUCUUCAACUUUUAUUAGUAACACUAUCGAAAGAUUGUUGCACAAAACCUAUCGAAGUGUCGGAAGGCGAAAAAUUCGCAAAUUUGCCGAUUUUGGCGAGUUUUUGUACGGAGUGAAAUUCUUGGCGCGAUUUGUGGGAAAAAUUCGACAUCUCCAAAUAUUUUAAUAAGUUCUGCUGGCCGAAGUUGCAAUCCAGUUUCCAAAACGGAAGUGACAAGUGAAAAAUGAAAAUUCGAAAAAAAUCGUGAAAUAGGUGACAAUUUGGGCAAGGAAAAAAGAAAACAAAUCAUAGUGAACACAUCAAUAAGGUCGAAGAAAAGUGACCGUGAACAUAAAACAAUUUCCAGGUGAAGACAGUGUGUGAAGGAAAAAAACAUCAAGUGGCCUGGGAAAAUCAAGUAAAGUGUCUGUCCACUGUUGAUGAUGUUCAUGCGAAAUAUGGGUGUUGAAUGCAUGGCAGUAGUGAUAUGAAUAUAAAUUGAUUCUUAAUCCUCCGUACUGUUGAGCUGUUGAAGAGUGCUCGAGACUUGCUCAAAUAAGCAAAGAACUGUAAAAAAAUAACCGUUCCGCACUAAGCGAGGGGCGAGCCGAAGUUUGUUGUAUCUGCCGGAUUCGAAGGAAAGCUACCAAAAUUUUGGCCAACAUGAAUUCCUAUUUUGAGCAAACUGGUUUCUACGGUCAUCCGCAUCAAGCGGCCGGAAUGAUGACCACAACUGGCACCCACCACGAUCAGACGACUGCAGCUGCUGCGGCCGCAUACAGAGGCUUCCCACUGUCCCUCGGAAUGUCUCCCUAUACAAACCACCACCUACAUCAGAGUAGAACUUCGCAAGAUUCGCCCUACGAUGCCAGCUUACAGGCAGCAUGCAAGCAAAUUUACGAAGGUUCCUAUAGUACCAAGGACUGUGGGAAAACGGGAGGCGGAAAUGGAACCACAGAUACCACCAACGGCUACAAGGAUGUGUGGAACUCGACCAACACGAGUGCCACCAAUAGCAACACCAACACAGCGACUGGCGGAAAUGUACCUGCACAGCAAAACAGUUCAGUUCCUGUACGACCCUCGGCAUGCACACCAGAUUCCCGCGUUGGUGGUUACAUUGAUGCCUCGGGCGGAAGCCCCGUCAGUCGAACAGGUUCCACUGCUGCCACCGGUGUCGCCGGAACGUGGAACACUAACCAAUGCACAUUGACCGGUUCGGCCGGUGGCCAAACAGCGCCAACCACCGGCCUGCACCAGUCAAACCAUACAUUCUACCCCUGGAUGGCUAUAGCAGGUAAGAGAUACUCAGAAUCUCUUGCGGGCACACUUCUUCCAGACUGGAUAGGUGCCAACGGAUUGCGGAGACGAGGCCGGCAAACGUACACCCGAUACCAAACGCUGGAGCUGGAGAAGGAGUUCCACACCAACCACUACCUGACCCGCCGGCGCCGGAUCGAAAUGGCCCACGCGCUCUGUCUGACGGAACGGCAAAUCAAGAUCUGGUUCCAGAACCGGCGGAUGAAGCUCAAGAAGGAAAUCCAAGCCAUCAAGGAGCUGAAUGAACAGGAGAAGCAAGCCCAGGCCCAGAAGGCUGCUGCGGCGGCGGCACAGGCGGCCCUGCACGAGCAAAACUAGGGGUUAGACCAUACCAAUCACAGUAGUUCUAGUAAUUAUUUAUAUUAACUUUAAUAUGAGUUUCCGCGCAAAACAAAAAAAAGGUUUGUUGGCGAUCAGCGAAAUAUUUUCGUCUUGUGUCUGUACAGUUGUUUUAGUUCUUUUAUGUUUUACUUUUUAACCGAUACACGUUACGUUUCAAUUUUAGUUCCGUUUCCAAUUGCAACGACGAAGGUUGGCUUUGUUCUAUAUUAGAUAAAUUAAUUUUGUAAAAAGAAAUGUUGCUAAAGAGAUUAAUUUAAACAACUACUAAAACGCUAGUGAAAGGUAUAUUUCCAAAAACCAGAGAUCUGACCCUCGGUGAUAGAGGAGAAGAGGUAAGGUUCCCCAGUUAGGGGAAGUGCUGUACAUAGAUUUCGACUAUAAGAAAAAGUGGGAUGAAAAAGUUGUACAAAGAAGCUGGUAGAAACUAUUUUCGAAUCUCAAUCUAAACUCAGUCUAUACGAAAGGUUUGCCUCCUUUUGUGAUGUGGUAAAAAUGCAAUACAUAAGUAGGAAUUAUUAGCAGACAGAUACGGAGGCGUAACAACGCUUUUUCGCAGAUACAAAGAAUCCACUUUUGUAGAUGACAGAUUUCCUUCACUUUUAUUCAAUUAGCUUAGUUGGAGAUAAACUUACUCGGUUUUGUUCGUCCUAAUUUCAAUACUUGAGUGUACUUCUGUUUGCAACGCUUUACCACCCGCAACUUACCGUUCUAGUUUGUUUCUUUGUUUAAUUGAAACUUUUGCAAAAGUGGACUACAAACAUGCCGUCUAUAUAUUCAUUUGAUACGUACUUCAAAUAAUUAGAAUUAUUGUCCAAAGUUUUCAAUACGUGGGUGCGUGGUGUUCUAAAUUGCUUUUCUAAAUCAUUUGGUCAUAUCUCGCCAUACUUCGAAUAGCUCCAAUGUGUCAUAGAACAAAAGUAAAUGUCAAGCCCUGGGCAAUGUGGUACAUAUUCUUCCAUAUGUUUUUCUAUAAAAACUUGAAAGGCAAUUUCAUUUUCAAUCUCUUACAACUUUAUGACCAUGAACAUUUAUUUGACUUGGUGGUUUACAAAAGCACUUCAAUGCAACUCUCACUCUAGAAUUCCAGUAUUGUUUACGUUUUCCCCAGUCUAAACAAGAAAAGCAACCAAGAUACGUAAUUUCGUGCAUAUUUUCAAAAAAAAAACACUAUCACUGAUCAUCAUCCAGUUGGUUGGUUAAAUCCUGAUCCUGUCGUAGUAAUAUAUUGUUCAUGUACUUAUUUAUUACAGGGAAACAAACAUGUAUAUAGCAAAAAUGUUAUGUUUUCCCUCGUCAAAAUUACCUUCAGUGCAAUAAUUUACAAAACUAAAGCUUUCUGUCAGUUGGCCGAAUAAAUUGUAUGCUAAAUUAAUCCUUCUCAUCUGUCGCGAGUUAAGCUCAGCUGCACGUGUAGUAAACGUCAACCGCCGUAGUGUAGUUUAAUCUCUACUGUUAGAAUCACACUGAAGCAACCCGACAAGACAUGCAACACUCAAACCAAUCCACAUCUUCCUACCAUCUCUUCUAACCCUUUCAACCUGUUUCAGUUCCAUCACUUGUGUGCUUCAAAAUUGAUCAAUCUCCUUUCGUUUCUCAUGCGAGAAAUUUACCUAUUUAAAACAAGCCAAAAUACAGUAGCAUAAAGUAGGAGCAACUCGAUUCCCCUUCUCAUCCCAGUACAUAGGCAUCCAAAACACAUCCUAACAAAUGCUCAUUGUCCAUGACAGCUAGAUUUGUAAUGUUUGUUUCCAAUCGUUCUACUAUCAUACAUGCCCUUAGCCAUCUAAAAAAACAUUCUGACCCAGUGUGAAACGAAUGCUCCUUAAUGUUCAAUAGAAAAGGCUAAAUGGAAGGAAUAGAUCAAAAAUACGUAAUUAGACGAGAAUAAGAGUAAUUUAAACCGUAAAAAACACAAAUGGAAAAAAUGUAUACGUAAAUAGAUGGUAAGGUAAAGUAUAUUUAAUGAAAUAAUAAAACAAUGGAAAAGUAAAAUAACAUCAGAAGUGGUUACAAAAAAUCGAAAACAGAAAAAAAUAAUUUAAAAGUAAUGGAUGAUACGUAAGUAAAUAAGAUUUUAUAGUUGAUAAGUAACUUAAUUGGAAUGGAACAUUGAAGCAACCCACAAACACUGACACAAACAUAGCAACACUUACACACAAAAUCACCACUAAAAACAGAGCAAACAUAUUCCAGUGAGAGUAGAUGAGGGAAAACUUAAACCAAGAGGGCUGUCAAUAUUUGACGACGACAACAGAUAAAGCAAGCAAGUAAGCAAGCAAACAAGCAAGAAGGCAGUUCCUAUGACGUUAAACAAGAGAAAACAAAGGUGGGGAAAUCAAACUUAGUGACCGUGUGCGCAAUAGAGUGUGUACGCGCAUGUUCAUUCAUCCAUUAAUGGUAAUGAUGAUGAUUAAAAAAAAAAAACAAAACCCUAUGACAAAAUAAAUGACUAUGAAAAUUUA